CUACGGAUCUGUGUAAAGCAGUUAAGAAUCAAAAUGGUACGCGCCUGGUUUAUGGACAACGAACCGACCGAUCAGCGUUUGGAGCAUCAGCUCGAUCCGCCCAAGUUUGUAACGCUGGACGAGCUCUUCAAAACUACCGGAGUGGAGUAUUUUAAGAUUAACGUGCCAACAUACGAUACGGAUGGUGUGCUGGCGAAGAUCCGCAAGGAUCGUGGCUAUUCGUACGAGGACGAAAUUACCUGUUCCGAGGCCUGUUUGCCUGAUUACGCGAACAAAUUGAAAUCGUUUUUCACUGAACAUUUGCACACGGACGAGGAGAUCCGGCUGGUUAUGGAUGGGUCGGGAUAUUUCGAUGUCCGCAAUGGACCGGAUGAUGCAUGGAUAAGGAUUGAAGUCGUGGCAGGUGAUUUGAUCAUCAUUCCCAGUGGUAUUUAUCACCGGUUCACACUGGACGCAAAGAAUUACAUCAAAGCGAAACGAUACUUUGUCGGGGAACCGGUUUGGCUUCCGUACAAUCGUCCCGCAGACGAUAUGGACUGUCGCAAGGACUAUUUGAAACGAUUGGAGGUCGGUUUUGCGGCAUAAACUCCUGUGCUUGUGG
Messenger RNA from Anopheles maculipalpis, 601 nucleotides. It is a transcript of the gene Adi1, whose product is annotated as acireductone dioxygenase. NCBI's taxonomy places the organism in Eukaryota, Metazoa, Arthropoda, Insecta, Diptera, Culicidae. The record is from RefSeq and is a predicted model, not a curated record. The transcript has 5 exons. Gene Ontology annotation, molecular function: acireductone dioxygenase [iron(II)-requiring] activity. The coding region runs from base 34 to 585 and encodes 183 amino acids.